Molecule: messenger RNA, 6821 nt
Organism: Etheostoma spectabile (orangethroat darter)
Lineage: Eukaryota; Metazoa; Chordata; Actinopteri; Perciformes; Percidae
Gene: srgap3
Product: SLIT-ROBO Rho GTPase activating protein 3
Exons: 22
Coding region: 544-3858 (1104 amino acids)
Biological process (GO): signal transduction
Molecular function (GO): protein binding
Source: RefSeq, a predicted model, not a curated record
UGCAAUAUGAGGAGGCUCACGUGACGAUCUUUUAAAUUCCUGCUCCCCUGCAGCGCAAUUUGUCAGAGAACGAAUGGUGUCUGCUUGCCUCGCUGCUUGUAGACGCAUGUCUGUUUAUUUUCGGCCACGAAAGCUAGAAGGACUUGCCUUCUUAAACACCUGAAGCCUCGCUCCGUUCUCUUCAUCAUGGUGUUAUUACAGUUUUGAGCUCGCUUGUGUCUUUUGUUUUUUCAUGCUGAAGCGUUUGAGUUGACUGUCUGGUACCAGGAGAGGAGGAGGACCCGCUGCUAGAGAGAAAAACAGCAGAAAAAGAGAAGUAGCCUAUGCAACAUUGGACUGCUACUCUGGUUGUUUCUGCACUGAUAAUGUGAUCUGAACUGUGUGGACUGCGGGAAUACAACACAUUUAAACUGUUGUUCACUUCGAUGCACGGCUACUAGAAAAGAAAGGAGGAAAGUGCUGCGACGCUACAAGUCCGGGAUCAUCACCUAAAACCCAAUAAGCCUCGUGUUACAGGGCAUCACCCUAAAAAUCCGAGGAACGAUGUCUUCUACGAAAUACAAGAAGGACAAGGAAAUCAUAGCGGACUAUGAGACCCAAGUAAAAGAGAUCCGUAACCAGCUGGUGGAGCAGUUCAAAUGUUUGGAGCAGCAGUCUGAGUCUCGAAUCCAGCUCCUGCAAGACCUACAGGAGUUCUUCCGCCGCAAAGCAGAGAUUGAACUGGAAUACUCCCGCAGCUUAGAGAAACUGGCUGAGAAGUUCUCCUCCAAGAUCCGCAGCUCCAGGGAACACCAACAGUUCAAAAAAGACCAGCACCUGCUAUCCUCAGUGAACUGCUGGUACUUGGUGCUGAACCAGACAAGGCGAGAGAGUCGUGACCAUGCCACCCUCAGCGACCUAUACACCAACAAUGUCAUCGCCCGCUUGGCUCAGAUCAGCGAGGACAUCAUUCGCCUGUUUAAGAAGAGCAAGGACAUUGGGAUCCAGAUGCACGAGGAGCUGGUGAAGGUGACAAAUGAACUGUACACUGUGAUGAAAACAUACCACAUGUACCACACUGAGAGCAUCAGUGCCGAGAGCAAGCUGAAGGACGCUGAGAAGCAGGAGGAGAAGCAGUUCAGCAAGUCCGGAGAUCUCAACGUUAACCUGCUGCGCCAUGAGGACCGCCAACCAAGACGCAGCUUUGUCAGGAAAAUUGAGAAGAUGAAAGAGAAGAGGCAAGCCAAGUACUCAGAGAAUAAGCUGAAAUGCACAAAAGCCCGGAAUGACUAUUUGUUGAACCUGGCAGCAACAAAUGCAGUUGUGGCAAAAUAUUACAUCCAUGACGUCUCUGAUAUGAUUGAUUGCUGUGACCUAGGCUACCACGCUAGCUUGGCGCGCACCCUCAGGACCUACUUAUCUGCCGAGUACAAUUUGGAGACAUCACGCCACGAGGGACUGGAUAUCAUAGAGAAUGCAGUGGACAACCUGGAUUCCCGCAGUGACAAGCACAAGAUCAUGGAUAUGCAUAACCAGGUGUUCUGCCCUCCAAUGCGCUUUGAGUACCUGCCACACAUGGGAGAUGAGGUGUGCCAAGUGAGCGCCCAGCAACCUGUCCAGACUGAACUCCUGAUGCGCUACCACCAACUGCAGUCUCGCCUGGCUACGCUAAAGAUUGAGAAUGAGGAGGUGAGAAAGACCUUGGAUGCCACUAUGCAAACACUGCAGGACAUGCUGACGGUAGAGGACUUUGACGUGUCGGAUGCCUUCCAACAUAGCCGCUCCACUGAAUCCAUUAAGUCCGUGGCCUCCGAGUCCUACAUGAGCAAGCUGAAUGUAGCCAAGAGGAGGGCAAACCAACAAGAAACUGAAAUGUUCUACUUUUCGAAAUUCAAGGAGUACCUGAAUGGCAGUAACCUCAUCAUUAAGCUGCAGGCCAAGCAUGACUUACUAAAGCAGACUCUGGGUGAAGGGGAAAGGGCUGAGUGUGGAACUACAAGGCCCCCCACCCUCCCCCCUAAACCACAGAAAAUGCGGAAGCCUAGGCCACGCUCUGUGUAUAACCAUAAGCUGUUUAACGGCAAUAUGGAGACCUUCAUCAAGGAUUCAGGUCAACUAAUCCCACUUGUUGUCGAAAGCUGUAUCAGAUACAUCAAUCUAUAUGGCUUGCAGCAGCAAGGCAUAUUUCGUGUGCCUGGAUCACAGGUGGAAGUCAAUGAUAUUAAAAACUCAUUUGAGAGAGGUGAAGAUCCCCUGAUUGACGACCAGAAUGAUCAUGAUAUCAACUCAGUGGCAGGGGUGCUGAAGCUGUACUUCAGAGGACUGGAGAACCCCCUCUUCCCAAAAGAGCGCUUCCUGGACUUCAUUUCUACCAUCAAACUGGAGUCUGGAGCCGAGAGAGCGCAUCACAUCCAGCAGAUUACUGUGACUCUUUCUCGCACCAUCAUAAUCGUCAUGAGAUACCUUUUUGCUUUUCUCAAUCACCUCUCCCAGUACAGUGACGAGAACAUGAUGGAUCCAUACAAUUUGGCAAUCUGCUUUGGUCCAACCCUGAUGCCCAUCCCUGACGGACAGGAUCCUGUAGCAUGCCAGGCACAUGUUAACGAGGUCAUCAAGACCAUCAUCAUCCACAAUGAACUCAUCUUUCCCAAUCAACGUGAGCUGGACGGCCCAGUGUAUGAAAAGUGCAUGACUGGGGGGGAGGAGUACUGUGACAGCCCACACAGUGAACCAGGAACUAUUGAUGAGGCUGACAAUGGAACUGAACCACACACAAGUGAUGAAGAGGUCGAACAGAUUGAGGCCAUCGCUAAGUUUGACUAUGUAGGACGCACACCCAGGGAGCUGUCCUUCAAAAAGGGAGCCUCUUUGCUUCUGUAUCACAGAGCAUCUGAAGACUGGUGGGAAGGCCGGCACAAUGGUGUGGAUGGCCUCAUCCCACAUCAGUACAUUGUAGUACAAGACCUGGAUGAUGCUUUCUCAGAUAACCUCAGUCAGAAAGCAGAUAGCGAAGCGAGCAGUGGGCCGUUGCUGGAUGAUAAGGGUUCCUCCAAAAAUGAUGUCCCAUCACCAUGUGAACAAUCACCUGAUUGCAACUUUGGAGGAGUCAUGGGGAGGGUAAGGCUACGGUCCGAUGGAGCUGCAAUCCCACAUCGUCGGAGUGGUAAAGACACCCACAGCCCAACCAGAGUGGCUGACACUCCACCACGUGCUGCGGCCUGUCCCAGCAGCCCACACAAGGUGUCCAUUAGCAAGGGUCGUAUGGAGAGCCCAGAAAAACGACGCCUUGGUACCUUUGGCAGUGCAGGAAGCAUUAAUUACCCAGACAGGAAGGCCUAUCCUGAGGGCCACCCUCUGAGACCGGUGCCGGGGGCCACUCGUCACAGCAGCCUUGGGGACCACAAAUCACUGGAGACUGAAGCUCUGGCUGAGGACAUAGAGAAGACUAUGACUACAGCGCUCCAUGAGCUUCGUGAGCUGGAGCGAAAGAACACCGUUAAGCAGGCUCCUGACGUGGUCUUGGACACCCUGGAGCCCAUGAAGAACCCAGUUAGCUCCGAGCCCGGCAGUCCUCUGCAUACCAUAAUGAUCCGUGACCCCGAUGCAGCCAUGCGCCGCAGCAGCAGCUCCACCUCUGAAAUGAUGACCACCUUUAAACCCACUCUCUCUGCCCGACUGGCUGGGGCUCAGCUACGCCCCCCACCUAUGAGGCCGGUACGACCGCCUCCCACCCAGCACCGCACCAGCAGCUCCAGCUCUUCAGGGGUCGGCAGUCCUGCUGUAACUCCCACUGAGAAGAUGUUUCCAAGUAACAGUACAGCUGCUGGUUCCAAUAUUAAUACGUCUGGUGAUGCUGGAGAUAAGUCGGGUACCAUGUAGCAAAGGUGGAAUCUGCUAGGUGGGAAGGUUGUAAAGCUUCCCAAAUUAGGGGACGCUAAUGGAAAUGUGUAAUGAUGUGUGAAAAGCAGAUAUUAAUAUUUUCCUCUCUGUUUUCUGCCUGACUUAAUUCAUAUAUUCAGGAAGCUCUUGGAGCGAGCCUACAAUAUGUUACCAUGGUGAUAAAGUGGUGGAAGGAGCUGCAGAGGUGUGAUAAUAUUAAGCUCAACUCUCUUUGAAACUUGUAUUAACCUCAACUAUCUUUGAAACUUGAUACAACUAAAGAAAAUUUGUAUAAGAAUACAUGUAUUUCAAUUUACCUCAGUUUCAACAACAAAAAUCUGUGGCCAUGUUCUCGUUUCAAAGAUGCAAUGAAUGCAAGUGAAGCAAUACUUGUGUGACAUUCAGUAUCAGUUACUUUCCACCCAGCACACAAUGUCCAGCUGAUGUUUCAGUCACUCCUGUUGAUGUGUAUGAAUCACCUCGCCUGGACGGGUGUAAACAUGCAGGCUAAAAUACCAUGUCUGGCUACCAUUUAGGUUGCGGGCCUUAUGGCUGUACAUACAAACUUACUUGAGGUCACACCAUGCUUUCUGUUUGUACUACAUAAUACAGUGGAUGUUCAGCAAAUUAACUUAGUGACAUUAUGUACUUCUGCAUGCGGGGUUUGGAGAACACACAAAAAUAAUCUUGCAUCAAUCAUUGAGAGAUUUAUAAUGAUGUGGGAUUUUCUCAUAGGGUCAUUAUACGCAUAGCAUAUUUGUUUGAAACCUAAUUUUCAUGAGAAAAUAGUAAAAUACUCAUGUUUUAGAUAUCCAAAUAUAUGACAAAGUAAUACAUGGGGAUCUUACGGUAUUAGAUUUUAAAUCUGCCAUGUGUGUGGUACUAGAUGUUGUACCUGAAUAAUUUUUGUUCACUGUUAAAGACAAAAGCAUCCUGGCAUGAAGAUGAUCUCUGAAGUCUGAGACAUACUAAUCAGAACUUAACAAAACAAAGCAGACUUAACUUAAUUAAUGCAUCGACUCAUGUAGAAAUCCUGUGGUAAACUUGUACAUAAUAUACAGCUUGUAAUUUUUUAAGUGUUAAUCUUGUACAGGCUGAUACAAAAAAGGCAGGGUUGACUGUGAAUUGAACUUAGAGUAAAGGUAAUAAACCACCUUUCUAUCAUCUUCAGUAAACUACAAACAUACUCUUUAACUGUGUACAAUAUAGUUCAAAUCUUUAAACUUGUACUGUGUGCUUAGAAUGCAUUUGGUAAUUGUACUGUAGAAAACUGAUUUCUGUUGAAUGGACAGCAAUGCCUGAAUAAAUGUUUUCUCCAUUAUGUUUUUUACACACACUUGCCCAUUUUCACACUUAGUUUGUACCAAUUGAACUGUUGCAAAUUUUAUUAUUGCAUAAGAGACAUGGAAAAGUCUAAAAGUACCAUAAUGACAGUUCCUCUUUUAAAUAUAAAAUGUCAUACUCAGAGGAACCUGAGAAGUAGAUGUUAUAAAAUACUGUUUUUACAGUUAUCACGGUUUCCUUCCUUCUUUUUUUUGUCCUUGUUGAUAGAUACAGCUAUGCUCUAACUGUAGACUAUUCAUUUCAUUGAAAGAAGACUAAAAAGAGUUUUAGUGUUCAUAUCUACUGUACGUCUUGUCAUUCUGACAGCUGUAGUCCAGAGACCUUGUCAUCCGCAUCUCAAAGAGCCUGCUCUGUUCUGCAUGUUUUGAGCUGUAAUAUCUGACUCAUAUCCUGCGUCAGUUAGGCAAUGACUGUAUGUGGUGCCUUUCCUUGGAAAAAUGCACAAAUUAAUUUAAUAUUAAACGGGUUUUUUUUUUUAAAUAUACCUUAACAUUUAUGGUGGCUGUCUGGAAAUGAUAAAUAAAGCUGCUUGUAGCAGUUGCUAAAGUAAAAGUGAAAAAGAACAGUGCUUGAUUGAGUAAGAUCAACUUAAAUAUUAGCAUGUAAACCAGGCUCUGAUUCCACUGUCAGAUCUGUACAGUCUGUACCUUCUGCUGUGUUACUGAGAUACAUGUAAAUUAAAUAUAUGUGCUUGUUGUCAAUGAAUUGAUUCUUAAUAACAGAGAACUCAAACAGCCAGAUUAAGGCAAUACAGCAUUUAAGGUCAAACAGUGCACUCACAUCCUCUGCUGGUUCCUGUUGGUAUUGCCUCUUCUUGUGACAAAGCAGUGGAUUCCUUCACCUACCUUCACCUUUACAGUACUGGGCAUUAUGAUCUGGAGCUAAUUUAACAAUCACUAGGCUUAUCCAUAUAGUUCUAUUUGUCCUGGGUACAGUUUUGCACCAGUUGAAAUCUAUGAAAAUAAUGUUACAAGAAAAAGCAUAUAUGUUUAUUGAAAUACAAAGAAAGCACAUACUUUCAAAAGGUGAAAUUAUCAUAUUUAACUAGACUUUUUUGUUUUUUAUUUAUAUAGGCUACACUUGUGUAAGUGGAGCAGAAGAUUUGAGUGCCUUUUGUGCACAACAUCAAUUUUUAUUGGACUUUUAUAUUUGCUUUUUUACUGUAAUAUGUUGUCUAUUAGUUGUCAUGUUUAUUAUAAACUAAUGUUGCUUUUUUAUCUUUGCUUUCUAUUGCUACUCAGUCGUCAAACCACCACAAGGAAUACAUUGUGUAAAGUAUUCCUCUUGUGAAUUACGGAAGAAUCAUCAGGAAAUGUUCAUCUGUGUUUGAUCGCUGAAGAAUAAGAGUUAUAGAAAGUACUGUACGCGCGAUCUACUUGUGAAGUUUAAUAGAAUCAUCUCAGAGGAUUUCUCUCAUUUUUUUGUUUUCCAUGUGAACUACCUGUGCUGUGGUUGAGCCGUAACUUGUCAUUUAGCUCUCUCCCUUCAUUGCAGUAUUGUUGAAAACAGCAGAACUGAUAUGGACCCUUCUCCCUACAUGUGAUGUUACACUGACUUUCUUUCCUGGAAUUUAUGCUGAAAUGGGUAGCACAGUCUGCCGACAUGAGAAGACAAUAUUC